UGCACCACGUGGUGUCUCUGACUGGAGGACUUGCUCUGGCCGAAACAACGAAACACCUAAAGAGACUCACUGGACAGAGAGAGAGAAAAAGAAUAAUGUCGCAGGUGUUGCCUUAUGAGGAAACCAUAAGUCGGUACGGUAACGAUGGAGACGAGGAGCAAAUGUCUCUCACCUGCCGCCUGCACAACACCAACAACUUCUACAGCUCCACGCAGAAUAAAAGAGCUCCCAAACUCGGGCAGAUCGGACGGAGCAAACGAGUUGUCAUCGAUGAUGACAGAAUUGACGAGGUGCUCCAAAACACGACGGAAAAGUCGCCGGCGAAAGUGUAACAGAAAAUCAGCGGAGGACGUUUUUCACGUCGGAACGUUCACCUCUGCGUGAAGCAGCACUUUGCGGUGCUCUCCAGUGUGGGUUGAAUUUCACGGCAUGGCACUUGAGGAGAGCAGCACCGGCGCAGGCUCCCAUACGGAGAACGCUGUGCCUGACCUACCGAUUCCCUUCGAGGGCAUGUUUUUGAUCCUUUAUUUAUUUAUUUAUUUAUUUGUUUCCUCUUUAUGAGUUGAGAUCAGUCUAAUAUCGCUAACUACUUGUUGAUUUUUAGUGGUAAAGGUCCCGUUAUUGUGUGAGAAUGCAUUGAUAUAUUAAUUAAUUAAUUACUAAGCACAAAUCACAGACUAAUGGUAACUGUUAUAUUUUGUAUUUUUUUUCCUCACUCACUCUUUCUCACUAAGAGCGCACUUGUGUUUUCUUUCUGUAUAACAUUUUGUGCACAAUGGAACUGUGAAUUUCUUCAGUGAUGUGUUUUUCCACUUUAAAGACGUCUAUGAUGUACAUUUUUGCACCACUAAAAGACUGAGGGAACAUUUUUAUAAACUGAUGAUAGUUUUUUUUUUAAGACUUUUUGAUGUUGCUAAUCGUAACUUUUGUUGUUGCUGAACUGCCUGCGCAGCGUCAAGUGAAUCGCUAACUUUUGUACGGACAAGCAGUUUGUUCAACUGGCUUAUUUGUCGCUGUAGCACUUUUCAGAUAUGGUCGCCACUCUCUGCUGUACAGGAUAUUUAUGAUCCUAAUUUGUGCCAAAUCUUGCAAAAGUAUGCCAGUCAAGCUGUGUCGCUGUGCUCUACGUACUGUGAAUUUCUGCGAGCCUGGCCGUCCUGUCCGUUUCAGGGCUUUUCUAACUGCUUUUGCAUGAGACAGGCUGAAGUGCCUCGCUGUGUGGCAGUGAAACCAGUGUACUUACAGUAACUUUGGAAUGACAGACCUCAAAACUCUUGAAUAUUACAUAUAUGUUGCACUUCUUACUGUUUAACAGGGCUACAUGGCUACAUUGAUAAUGAAAGGUUUGACCAUCAAAAUGUGAAUAUACAAUAAAAUCAACAAACUAUCA
Messenger RNA from Neoarius graeffei (lesser salmon catfish), 1390 nucleotides. RefSeq names its product calcium/calmodulin-dependent protein kinase II inhibitor 1b (gene camk2n1b). The transcript has 3 exons. Gene Ontology annotation, molecular function: calcium-dependent protein kinase inhibitor activity; protein kinase binding. The coding region runs from base 96 to 332 and encodes 78 amino acids. The record is from RefSeq and is a predicted model, not a curated record. Gene Ontology annotation, biological process: negative regulation of protein kinase activity. NCBI's taxonomy places the organism in Eukaryota, Metazoa, Chordata, Actinopteri, Siluriformes, Ariidae.